AAAGCUUUCUUCUCCAAUCAAUCAAUGGAUCAGAAGCCUCUAGGAUUGCUCACGAUCCACAUCAAACGAGGUAUUAAUCUCGCCAUUCGCGACCAUCGUAGCAGCGAUCCUUACAUCGUUCUCACCGUCGCCGAUCAGACAUUGAAGACACGUGUGGUGAAAAGAAAUUGUAACCCAGUAUGGAAUGAAGAAAUGACUGUUGCUAUCAAAGAUCCCAAUGUCCCAAUCCGCUUGACAGUGUUUGAUUGGGACAAGUUCACAGGAGAUGACAAAAUGGGAGAUGCGAACAUAGACAUUCAACCAUACUUGGAGGCUUUGAAAAUGGGAAUGGAGCUUUUGAGGCUACCUAAUGGAUGUGCUAUCAAAAGGGUUCAACCAUCAAGGCACAAUUGUUUAUCAGAUGAGAGUAGCAUUGUUUGGAACAAUGGUAAGAUUACGCAAGACAUGAUCCUUAGACUUAACAAUGUCGAAUGCGGCGAGAUUGAGAUCAUGCUUGAAUGGCAUGAAGGUGCUGGUUGCAGAGGUGUCACUUCUUCCUCUACCAAAGGUGGCUCUUCCUCUACCUGAACUUAUUAUUGUUCUUUCUUUCUUUCUUUUGUUGUUGUGUAUGAUGAAUCUGUUGUUGUUUCCAUAUGUAUAAGCAACUCAAGUAUGUUUUCUUGAUGACCAUUUCUAUGGCAUGAUCAAGAAGAAAAAGCUGGAAAAUUU
This is a messenger RNA of Arabidopsis arenosa, 708 nucleotides long. The record is from the annotation of a GenBank genome assembly. Lineage: Eukaryota; Viridiplantae; Streptophyta; Magnoliopsida; Brassicales; Brassicaceae.